AUAGAGUUGCUGCUGUCAUUCUGCCCAAAUGUUUCCCCAUUUCUAAAGCGAUUGUAUUUCUCGGUAAACAGAUGCAGCUCUUUUGUUGGUUAGUCGCAAAAAAGUUAUUGUUUUCGGGCCAAUUACGUUGAAACCUGUUCAAUUAUUCGCUACUGUGACAAUCGGUGGUUCAUAUUUAUGCUAGAGUUUUCCUGCUCCAGACACAAUGGAAAAGAUUCGAACCAAACGUGCAGCAGAUUCUGAACACGGUAAAGCGUAUCCUGUUGGGGUGAAGACAGUAAUAAAAGAAGAACCGCUAGACGACGACAUCUUGCAUGGUCAUACACAAGUACUGCGUGAAGAAUGUAUGGUAGAAAGUCAAACCGGCGACGGUACUUCGGACAACAGCGAUGUUCAAGAUCCAUUACUAAAUCUUGCGCCCCAAACGGAUGUCAAGAUGGAAAACUUGGGUGCCCUAGGAAACGGUAUUGGAGUGGCAGAAGAAAUCGCUAAUGUUGCUGGUUCAAGUGCAACAAAGAGAAAGCAUAGUGAUGCAAACGAAUUACAAGACGAUAUUGGUACUGCGAAGACUAAUCCUCAUGAAAACUUAAAUCAUGGACAGCGGAGCGGACUAAAUGUUGUUCCGGCGGUAACAGAUGCUGGUAAACGUCGAUCCCGCGGUAAGGUUAAUGUAACGAGCAAUCAAGACCGCGAACGAGUCAUUGCAGCUAGCGAUAAAGGAUACUCACACAGCAUGAUCGCUGAGAUGUUGGGCAUUAAGCGGCCUACCGUCUACAGUAUAUUGAAAAAGUAUUGGAAAACAGGCGAGGUUGAAGCAAACUCACGUGGCGGUGUGAAACCCAAAAAGCUUACAGAUGCGGCAAUUUCGAGCAUUCAAGCAUGGCUGGACGAGGAUUGCACGAUAUCAUUAUCAAAACUGGUUAAAAAGUUUGGGAGCAUCAUCAAAUUCAAGUUAGCCACACUACAAUCGCUCGUGAGUUCUAUCCUUUCUACUAUUCGUUCAAAAGAAUAAAGGUUGCCUCUAGCUCGAAACGGGGUGAAAACACCGAGAGCACUGUACAAGAUCUUUUGCAGUAUAUAUCAUCCUACAAUCAGCUGGUGCAACGUCUUCCCCGGGCCGCUAUCAUAUUCGUUCAUGCAGUGGCUCUCAAUGUAAAUCUACGUACGACCAGCCAAUACUCGCCUGAAAUGGCAAACAAACAACAAACCCGACCUGCAGCCUUGCGUACAAGAAACGUCGUAAUCAUAUGUGCGAUGAACCGCAUCGGUUUAAUUCAUUAUACCACCAGAUACAGGCCCAUCAACCAGCCAGUGUUUGAAGAAUUUCUAAAAGAUCUGACACGAAGCCUGAAUUAUCAGCACGAUGGACACCGACCAGUGCUUAUAUUGAAUGGUGACGCCUUCCGAGAUUGUGCAACUAAUUCGGAGGCUAUUGCGCAAGAGGGGUACGAAGUUCAGUAUCUGCCUCGAAAUGCUCCCGCUUUUAAUCCCCUCGAUAGCUUGAUCGACACAUGGAAGCAGAUCAUGAAAAGGGCUAAUCCCCAAAAUGAAGCAGAACUGAUGGCAGCUAUCGAACGAGGAGCGUCCUUCAUAUCGGAUGGCGAUUGUAAGGAGUGCUUCAACAAAAUGGAUGAAUUUCUGAAUGAAUUUACAAUAAAAAAGCAAGAAAUGAACGAUUGACCGAAAGCAGUCGCGUUUGCUGAACUUAUAAUAGAUUUAAAGGUUAGUUUAAUACAUAUCUAUGGAACAGCUUUGGUGGAGAACUGGCAUGGUUAUUAAUGUAUUAUCUAUCAUACGUGGAUUUAUUUAUUAACAAAAAUAAAGUUACCUAGUCUAGACUGGCCAAAAGAACUAGUAUAAGCUCAAACGGACCUAUCUCGCAUAUAAUUGCCCUAGGUAGGAUAGAAAGUUUAUAUACGAAAAGGACUUUACGGCAAACGAGUGAAUUAAUAAACAAAUGUUAUUUAGCGUAUUCGAAUGUUGGAUAAUCUAGUGCAUCCUGCUUUUGAUCGUAUUAAAAAUUGCUCUGUGUGUUUAAUAAAAUCGUUUCUUUUCAA
Messenger RNA from Anopheles arabiensis, 2057 nucleotides. RefSeq lists its product as uncharacterized. The transcript is spliced from 4 exons. Lineage: Eukaryota; Metazoa; Arthropoda; Insecta; Diptera; Culicidae. The record is from RefSeq and is a predicted model, not a curated record. The coding region runs from base 206 to 1012 and encodes 268 amino acids.